Oryctolagus cuniculus (rabbit) is the source of this 1271-nucleotide messenger RNA. RefSeq names its product MORF4 family-associated protein 1. NCBI's taxonomy places the organism in Eukaryota, Metazoa, Chordata, Mammalia, Lagomorpha, Leporidae. The record is from RefSeq and is a predicted model, not a curated record.
CCAGGGCUGGCUGAUUGACGGCCGCGGGUGCUUGUUGGGGGCGCGGGGCUGUUUGGCAGCGACGCGUUUUCUCCCCCGGCGGUUGUGAAGCGAGAGACUGAACGUUAGGAGCAAGAAGAGAACUGAGCGGUACUCGGGGCUGCUACCGACGAGGGCCGCCGUGACCCCAGCGGUGGCUGCUGGCCGGCCGCCCCCGGAGGAGGCGAGCGCCGCGGCGCACGAUGCGGCCCCUGGACGCGGUGGAGCUGGCGGAGCCCGAGGAGGUGGCGGUGCUGCAGCCGGAGGAGGACUUCGAGCAGUUCCUGCUGCCGGUCAUCCACGAGAUGCGCGAGGACAUCGCGGCGCUGCGCCGCGAGCACGGGCGCGCGCCCCUGCGGAACCGCGGCAAGCUGUGGGAGAUGGACAAUCUGCUCAUCCAGAUCAAGACGCAGGUGGAGGCGUCGGAGGAGAGCGCCCUGAACCACCUGCCGGGCGCCGGCGGCGCGGCCAGGCCCGACAGGGCCGACGAGAAGGCGCGCGAGGCGGCCAAGAUGGCCGAGAUGCUGGUGGAGCUGGUGCGGCGGAUAGAGCGGAGCGAGUCGUCGUGAGCGCGGCGCGGUUCCCAGGGGGCGGCCCUGGUCACGCCGAGGAAGCCGCGCGGCGCCUGCGGUCCGUUCUGCGUCUGCUCCCCCGCCCGGUGACGGCCUCCCCGGUCAGUGGUUGGUGCCCUCGUGAGGAUCCGGGUCGCCAGACGCGUCGUUUUGGAGAAAUACCAAGAGAAGUGGGGCCCCGUCAAAAGCUACUUCCGAGCCCUUGCUGGACGGUGGGCACGGCCCUGUGUGCUGGUACCGCGUGACCCGACUGCGCUGGGCUGUGGGGUCGCGGAAGCUCGGGGUUCAGCAGGAGGAAGGCCCUGCACCCUUGGUCCCGCGGGCGGACGGCGUGAGGGAGACCCUCUGCGUCGCCAGAGGAAGCCGGGGGCCUCCUGCGUGUUUGUGCGAAGGAGGGGUGGGACGCUGGCCGGGGCGGUGGGCCCAGACAGCUGGCCGCCUGCAGUGGCCCCUCCGCUGCAGGGCCUCGCAGGCCCCAGGAGCCCCGGGCGGAGGGAGGGACGGGCGUCGGCCGCGCGUGGAGCCCUGGCGCACCGGGGUGGUAGGCGUGGCGGAGCCGGGCGUGGCGGAGCCGGGCCUAGCAGGCGUCGGUUCACCUCGUCAGGAGGAGGUCUCUCCAGAGAGCAGGUUUCUCGCGGAGGUGGUGAGAGCCCUGCGUGGUAAUAAAGGAAUCGCGCGCUC